Molecule: messenger RNA, 1673 nt
Organism: Erigeron canadensis
Lineage: Eukaryota; Viridiplantae; Streptophyta; Magnoliopsida; Asterales; Asteraceae
Product: transmembrane protein 184A-like
Exons: 7
Coding region: 191-1450 (419 amino acids)
Biological process (GO): transport
Molecular function (GO): transporter activity
Source: RefSeq, a predicted model, not a curated record
GGGAAUCUAUUUUACACCUGCAAACCAAACCAAACCCAUCUCUUUGAAUCAUGAAGCUCAAAUAGCAGAUCUGUCUACAUACAUACAUACAUACAUAAGAAUAAGAAUUAUAUCAUUAUCCGUCAUCAACCCCAAAUCUCCCUCAUUUUAUUUCACAUAUAAAUAAAAGGAGGGGAAAGAGGGAGGGAGAAUGGGGCCAGUAUACUAUAUAAUAGUGGCGUUACCAUGCACAAUUGGGGCAAUCUGUUUGGCACUUGUUCAUAUUUAUCGGCAUCUUUUGAAUUACACCGAACCUACUUAUCAACGUUUUAUCGUUCGUAUUAUCUUCAUGGUUCCUGUUUAUGCAUUGAUGUCCUUUAUGUCGCUUGUAUUCAAUAAGAGCUCAAUCUACUUCAAUUCUAUCCGAGAAGUGUAUGAAGCGUGGGUUAUAUAUACAUUUCUGUCACUUUGUCUGGCAUGGGUUGGUGGUCCAGGCGCAGUUGUUUUGAGUCUUACUGGGCGAGUUCUUAAGUCAAAUUGGUGUUUGAUGACAUGUUGCUUCCCUCCCAUUCCACUGGAUGGACGGUUUAUACGAAGAUGCAAACAAGGCUGUUUGCAGUUUGUCAUUCUUAAACCUAUAUUGGUGGCAGUUACUUUCGUACUUUAUGCAAACGGAAAAUAUCAUGAUGGAAAUUUCAGUGUGGCACAGUCAUACCUAUAUCUCACCAUUAUAUACACUGUUUCUUACUCUUUGGCUUUGUAUGCUCUUGCCUUGUUUUACAUGGCAUGUAGAGAUAUGCUCCAGCCAUUUAACCCUGUCCCAAAGUUCAUCAUCAUCAAGAGUGUUGUCUUUUUGACGUAUUGGCAGGGUGUUUUGGUUUUCCUUGCUGCAAAGUACGAGUUCAUAAAAAAUGCAGAAGAAGCAGCUGAGUUUCAAAACUUCAUAAUCUGUGUUGAGAUGCUUAUCGCUGCCGUGGGUCAUCUUUAUGCAUUCCCGUACAAAGAGUAUGCUGGUGCAAAUGUCGGUGCAUCCCAUGGGUUUACAGCUAGUCUUGCACAUGCUUUGAAGUUAAAUGACUUCUAUCAUGACACUGUUCACCAGUUCGCACCAACAUAUCAUGACUAUGUAUUAUACAACCAUAGCAGUGAUUCGGGUGAAGAAAAUGGUACAAAGUACAGGGCGCGCACUUUUGUCCCAACUGGUCCAGAGAUGGACAAUGCUAGAAAAAGCAAGGACAUUGCAGCAAAUAAGUUAGAUGGCAUACAGCUAUCACGUAUGUCAUCAUCUGGUGAUAGCUCACCUGAAAAUAAUAACCUACAAGAAACAGCAAAAUCAGAAUCGAUGGACUCAUCACUACUUGUGGAUGUCUCAAAUUCAUCGUCAACGUCCUUUGAUCUUACCCUCGUUGAUCUUAGCUUGUCUAAUUAUCCAGAAGAGGUACCCGCAGUAACAGAACCAGAGACUAGAUGAUCUUGCCAAGAUAUAUAUAUAUAUUUUUUAACUAGUUUGUCUAGUGAUUUGUCAAAUGUUGAUUUGUUAGAGAUACCAUGUGAAUGAGGCUUCUGGUCAUCUCUGUCUUUAUAAAAUUAGUUGCCCAUGUUCGGGUUGUACAUGUAUUGGAAAGAAACACUUUUGUCAAAAUUUUAUAUGUAGAUCUGGCUAAUGAGGGUGUGCUGUGUGUCGGCCUUUUUCA